AUGGGUGGCAAUCAGUAUCCCCUCGACGAACGAAUCCACGCCUGCUCGCGUGAACUCAAGCAACUGCAGCAUGACGAACGCUACCUCGACGAUACCUGCUCCGUACCUAGCAUCGAAACCUUGCUACGUGUCGCCGAAACGACCAAUCCCGCGAAGUGGCAAGUUAGUUUGCCACAAAAGCAAAAGACGCUGGCACGGUUGAACGGCAUCACCAAACAGCGCAGAGCUCACUUGCGGCGGAUUUCAUCUUUCCGGAGGGUCCUGGGCACUCUCGAAGACGAUUGUGGUGAACAGCGGCAGAUCUCGAAGGUUAUGAGCAUGAUUGUCGAUACCAACAACUUGGCCGCUAAAAAUGCUGCCCAACUCAGCAAUUUGGGGAUUUCCACUCGUGGCUUUACAGAUCAUCUCAAGGUAUUGGAGGAAGCCUUUUCCACGGGAUAG
This is a messenger RNA of Ramularia collo-cygni, 441 nucleotides long. RefSeq lists its product as uncharacterized. The transcript has a single exon. The coding region runs from base 1 to 441 and encodes 146 amino acids. The record is from RefSeq and is a predicted model, not a curated record. Lineage: Eukaryota; Fungi; Ascomycota; Dothideomycetes; Mycosphaerellales; Mycosphaerellaceae.